Messenger RNA from Biomphalaria glabrata, 8650 nucleotides. RefSeq names its product putative leucine-rich repeat-containing protein DDB_G0290503. The record is from RefSeq and is a predicted model, not a curated record. The transcript is spliced from 35 exons. NCBI's taxonomy places the organism in Eukaryota, Metazoa, Mollusca, Gastropoda, Planorbidae. Bases 148 to 5427 code for a protein of 1759 amino acids.
GCUGAAUUGUUUACAAAAGAUGGCGGACGUUUCUAUCCUGGCCCUAUUCGAAAUAUUUAGAAUCUAUAUUAAUUAUAAUUAGUAAUAUUAUCUAGAUCUAUUGUUCAGAUAACUUUUAAAGCUUGUCUGCCAGUUCAAAAAGUGAGAAUGUCUUCAACUAGUUUGGUUACUGAUGUGAGAGUUACCAUCUUAGACAAGGAAAUGUUGACUAGUCAAAUGAGAAAAUUAAACUUAGAAAAUUCUGCUCUUCAAAUGGAAAAUAAACUUUUAAAAGAUAAAAACAACAGGGCUGCGGUCAGAGUUACAGAACUUGAAACCAAGUUACAAAAAAGCCAAGAAGAAAUUUAUGAAAUUCAGCUGAAAAUGGAUCAAGAAUCUGGCCGAGCUUUACUUACUGCCAGGCUGGAAAUGGAAAGAGAAAUAGAGCAAUAUCAAACCAAAGCUACCAGUGCUGCCAAACAAGUUGAUUUACUGAAGUCUGAGAUCUCGUAUCUGGAUGAACAGUUAAUCACUUUACAAAGAGAAUUGGAGGUCACUCGACAGGCAGCGGACAGAAGUAAGAUCUAUGAGACUCACCAACAAGAGGUGGAAACAUUCAGGAAUGAAAUUGAAAAUCUUAAAAGUCUGCUGGAGCAGACGGACCACUCUUUAGAAAAAGAGAUUUCAAAAUGUGUUGAUCUGACCAAUCAGGUUCAUAGACUUACAGAAGAGAACCAAAUCCUGAGGUCACAAUUAGAGGGAGACAAUGAUGAUGUCAGUGUGGCUGAGAAGCAGAUUACAUCACUUCUUUUGAGGCUUCAUGUGACUGAAGAAAGAUUGUCUCAAGAAAGAGCUGACAGGGCUGGCAAUUUGUCACAAAUUGAGGAAAAGCUUCUAACAGACAACGCCAAACUUCAGACCAAGUCCAAGGAAUUAGAUCGUCAACUGAAACGUGAGAAAGAGAAGACAAGAGUAUUGGAACAAAGACUGAAGGAGUUUCGUGAGGAGAAUCUUCACCUCCGACUGUCUGUACCUGAUGAGGAUGAGCAAAGCUAUGACCUCCCUUACAUCAGACAGUCCAGAGCAGACGCUAAGAAACAUGGGAAUGACUUGACAAAUAUUUUACACGAGUUAGUUAAAGAGAGUGGUCUGUCCUUGGAGGAGGAAGGUCCGGACGGACUUCUGGUGUAUCUCUGGCAGGAAAGACAACUCCUCCAACAAAAUGUAAAGGCUUGGAGGAUAUGUCUUGACCAGUGGAAAAAGGAGUUAGAUCAAAAUGGUCACUCAGUUGAGGAGGAUAGCUUUGGAAACUUGCAGAUGGCAUUAAGCAUCACCAGAGAGUCGGAGUCUCGAAUGUUGAAAACAGAAGAAAACUAUGAAGACAUAAAUGCCGAAAAAAUCUCUUCAGAACAAGUUUACAGGCAGCAGUUGUCAGAGCUAGUUAAAGACAAACACAGUACACAUGCCAGACUGGACACUUUACAAGAUCUAAUGGAUGCUUUAAGAGCAGAAAAUGAAAUCCUUCGCCAGGGAUUGGCCAUGACCUCAGGCCAAAAAGAUGUCAAACCAAAAGAAACAGAGUCUAAAGAAGACGUACUGCUCGGGGAAAUCACAAGUCUGGAAUCUAAGCUGGCUCAAGUGAUGAGGAAAAAUAAAGUCUUGACCUCUGAACUUACCACCCUACGCAGCCAGCUGUCCUUGCGAGAUUCAGAACUGAAAGAAACUAUUGCUGAGUAUAAACUGACCCAAUCUGUGUCUCCUUCUCAACAAGCUGAUGAGAAGGUUAAGGGUCAUCAUCUGCAGGCUUUACAAGAAGAGGUGGCAGGAUACAAGGAAGAAAUUCGGUGUUUGAAUGAUCGCCAGAGUGUAACACUAGCAGAGAGGCAAAAACUGGAACUUGAGUUAAGUGAGGUGAAAGGUCAGCUGAGAUCACUCCAAGCUGAGUACAGGCAACUGGAAGCAGGGAAAACUCAGAAUGGUGAUGUGAACUCUUUUGAAGAGGAGAUCGAAAAGAAAACUGUACAAAUACUUCAGCUGACGUCUCAGUUGACUGAAGCAGAGAUCAACUUGAGUCAGGUGCGGAAUGAGUUAGGGCAUCAACGUCAAACCCAUCAAGACAUAGUGUCUCAGAUGGACCAGCUCAGAUCUCAGCUUGACCAACGCUGCCAGAUGUUGGAUCAGAUCAGCUUGAGAGAAACUGACCAGUUAGAGCAGCUAGAAAUGGUCAAAAGCAUGUUACAGACUUUGACCCAAGGACUGACCAGCAAAGAAGGGGAGGUGGAAAUUCUAACAUUAAAACUGCAACAGUCUCAAGAUAAAGUAUUGGCUUUAGAAGAACAGAUUGCUGCAGCACAGGGUAAAGGUCAAGUGAAAGGUGAAGGUCAUAAAUUGAGUUCAGCUGCUAAGGAAAACUUGAGACACAAUGAAUUACAAGAAUUAAAAACCCAGGUUUUGCAAGCUGUGACGUCUGCUAACACAAGUAAACUAGAAUGUACUGAGCUUACACAGGAAGUGAACAAACUCAGGCUAGAGCUGUCCACAGUGAUGUCCAGUAAUGUCCAGCUGGUCAAUGAAAAAGGUUUGCUGGAAAGAAAAAUUCAGAUUUUAGAAGAAGAGAACAAUCUUGUUAAAACAGAACUGGAUGUUGGUCAAACCAGUCUGAACCAGCUGGAGAGUUCUUUGCAAGAAGUAGUGGAAAAAAUUGGAGGUCAGAUAAGUCAUUUUGAGCCUGGGAAUGAGGAAAAUAUGGUGGAAGUUGACCAGAAGGUCCUGCUCAACAAACUUCAGACUUUACAGUUGAAUGAAUUAGCCAGAGAAAAGGAAAAUGAAGUCAUUGUGGAAAAAAUUAGACGUCAGGAGCAGGAGAAGAUAACUAUGUCAAAGCACUGUGAUAUUUUACAACAGGAAGUCAACCAAUGUCAUCAGGAUGUGAGCAGAAUAACCAAAGAACUUGUUAUGAAGAUGAAAGAAAAUGCUGCAACCACAGAAAUUAAUCGAAUGCUACAAAAAGAUCAUCUGAGUUUGCAAAAAAAACUGGCCACUUUAGAGACCAAAGUUGAAGAAAAAAGUGUCAUGGCGGACAAACAAAAAGCAGAAGUAAUUGAAGUUAUCAAGCAGAUGGAAAUGGUUGAGCAGAAGCAAGACUCCACAUUGUCAACUAUUCAGCAGAGGGAGAGCACUCUUGUUGACUAUGAGAAGCAGAUUCAACAGCUGAGUCUCAACUUGACCCACAUGGAGAAGUUACGUGAUGAGAUGCAGGCUGGGAUUGAUCACCUGACAGAGGAAGUGACCAGUCUGAAGAAUGUUAUCUCUGUCUUGGAACAUAAAGUGCAAGAGAGAGAUUCAAAUAUUCAUGAACUGAAAGCCAAAUGUCACAAACAAAAAGAAGAAAUCCUGUCCUUGACCCACACUGCUGAACUAGCCAAUCAGGAACAAGAUGUCUUGAUGGCUAAUAUUAACUCUGACAAAAAAGUUCUGGAAACUUUAAAAGAAGAAAUCAAAGUUCAUGAAGAAAAUGAGAAAAAACUUUCAGACAAAGUGGCACAGUUGACAGGUGAGCUGGAAGUUCAGAGGAGUCAUCUUAUAGUGGCUAAAGAAACCAUUCAACAAACUAAAGCAGAAAAAGAAAUCUUUAUGAAAGACUAUCAAGAUGUUUGCCGUCGACUUGGUGAAAAAGAAAAUAUUCACAAAGAGACAGAGAAAAAAAUAGAAGCUGAGUCAGCACUAGUGAAGGAGGAGUCUCAACGACAGAAAGAAAUGUUUCUAGAUCUUAGAGCUGCUUCUGAAAAAGAGAUCAAUCAACUCAGACAGGAAAAUGAACUUUUAAAGCAGCAACUGCAGAUAAAAAAUGAAGAGAUAUCUAAAAAUAUGGAAAAGUUUAAAGAACUGGAAGAAAUACAAAGGAUCAACAAGUCACUGGAAGUGUCCAUUCAGGAGAAAGAGGUGCGGUCAGGCCAGAGCAACAUGCUGGUGGACUCCCUGCGUAAAGAAGUGAUGAGUUUAAGAGAAGAGAACUCCCAGCUGCAGGACACAGUGGCCAGAAAGGUGGUGAGCAUUUUGGACCUCCAGGAUCAGCUACGAAGCAGCUCAGAGAUGAAAGAGACCCAGGCCAUAGAUAUGAAGCACACCAUGGAAGGGAUGAGAGCCCAUCAUGAGUAUGAACGCAAAACUUGGAAGGAAUCAUUGAACAAGGUGGAAGAAAGUGCAAGAAACUCAGCAGAGGAAGUGUCAAGACUGACAGCCAAAAGUGACCAGAUUUCUGAGCAACUUCAAAGCAAAGAGAAAAUCUUGGUUGAACUGAACCUGAAACUAAAAGAAAAUAUGGCAUCUCAGAAACAUUUCGAAGAUAAGAUUCUCCAUUUGAAAGAAAGUCUAGAAGAAAUGAAGCAGAAAAAGCUCAGCCUUGAAAAUUCAUUACAUUCAACUCAAUCAGAAUGCACAUCAUUCAAAGAAAGGAUUAUGAGUUUGACCAAUCAGAUAAAAGAUAAGGAAUCGGCUUUGAACAUUAGCCAGAAAGCUGUUCGAUUGGGCGAAGAAAAAAUUGAAUUUCUUUCGUCAGAAUUGUUAAGACAUCAACGUCUGCUGGACAGCCAUAAACAGCAAAGUACGGCUAAACUUCAGCAGCUGAGGAGUCAAGCAGAAACAGAAAGUAAAGACCAAAUCAAGGUCCAGCAACAAGCUCAUGUCCUGUCUGUGGAACUGGAGCAAGUCAGAGAGACCUUGACCCUCAAAAACAAAGAGAGUUUAAAGCUUCAAGAAACAGUUUUGGAGUUGGAACAAAGAGUUAGAGAGUAUGAAAUCAAGUUAAGACUAGGGGAGGAAAUGCAAACAAAGUUAGGCUAUAGGUUUGAAGAACAAGAAAAUGAAGUCAAGAAGCUCAGAAACUUUUUGUCUAAGAAAGCCGAGGAGGAUGGUUCUGGAAAGAGCAUGUGGCAGGAAAUGAAUCGAGUCAUGUCCGAACUCUCUCACCAGUUACAGUUUCACUUUGAGACUUCCAGAAGCAUGGACCAUGGGGGCAGAGAGGAGGAUGAGUUGGUGUACAAAUUGAGGAAACAACUCCUGGAGACAGAGUCCCAACUCAAUACAGAGAGAGCUUUACAUCAGAUCACCAAGGGCUCCAUGCAAUCCCUUGAAGAAGAUUGCAACAGACUACGUCAAACAAUCAUGGCUAUGAGAAAACGUGCCGUCAGUUCUGAAAAGAAACAAAAAAGCCGCAUGGAAGAGAUCAAUGAAAUCAUUGCCAGGUCACAGACCAGAGCUCAAGCUCUACUGUCAAGUGGAGACUACAGUCUAGAUACUUCUUUUAGAAGUUUGAAUCCAUCCAGAGAUUACAAUCUGGCUGAUGUAAGCUUUUCUUCUGAUACUUCCCUGGCCAGUGAAGCCCAUCUUGCCAAUUUGUCCUUCCUCAAUCUGUCUUCUACCUAUCCAGGCCUUUCACCAAGGAAAUAGUUUUAGUGUUUAGAAUAUUUUAGAGUUUUUAGCCAUUUUGGGAAUCACUCAUUCAAGCUGACUUCUUUUUUUUUUUUGCACAAAGUAAGGCUCAUUGUUGUUAAACAGUUUAAAACCAUUUGAUCAUUGUUAUAGAAUAUCUAGUAAGCAAUGGUAAAGUAGUAACUCAGCAACUGACCUUGUGGUAUAGCAGAGCAUACUGAGAUUCAAGCUCUUGUCAAAUUAUUACAAAAUCCUCAAAAGAUCUCAGUUGGCCUCCCUGUAACUGCCUAGCAAGGAAGGCUGGCUUCUCAGGUUGUGAAACCAGUUUAUGCACCCACCCUGUUGAUUGUACAAGCUGCAGAUGAAUAUUUUUGUUCUUCUUUUGCACAGAGAUUCUUGUGUAAACUUUUUUUUUUUAUGUGUAAACUUUUGUUUUUAUGUAACCUGCUUUGAGGUCAGAAUUAGAAUUUUAAAAAACAUUUGCCUAGAAGGCUUGAGCUCAUGUAAAAAAAAUUAUAAUCUUGUUCUUUUGAUUUAGUCUUUGGAUUAUAUUUUUCAAGGCAAAAUAAUAAUAGAAAUGAAAUUGCUCCAAGAAAACAUUUAAAUCUUUAGGUGCUAAGAACUUUUUCAAAUCUGGCAUAAUAUUCUGAGAAAUAGAUUGUUUUCACUUAAUCUUUAUUUUUGUAUAUUUUUUUUUGUUGACUGAUUUCGUAAAGAAAGAUGAAAAAGUCAGAAUCUAGUCUGACUUGAUGUCAGUGCGUAACUUGGUUCUGUUGGUCAUAUGACCUAGUUGGUUUCUGACUCUUAUGACUGAUGAGUUUUUCACUGUGAUAUUUUUUGUCCGUCCAGAUUCAAAUAAUUUAUUUAUUGUUUUACACUCGACUUUUUGUACAGCAAUAUUUUAUUUUAAAGAUGGCAACAUUCCAUUUAGUUGAUUAUCAUUGGAUAUUUUUGUAUUAGUCCAUGGCAGUCAACACGAUUUUGCGUUUGCUACAAUCCUAAGUGUUUAACUGAAACAGAAAAUAAUGUCUUAGGCGUAUAAUAUAUUAAUGUCAUUGAUUCUUAUUCUUGAUGACGCCCUGAUUCCUGUCCAGACAGUAGUCAGUUACAGUUUACUUGAGAACUUUUAUCUGGCUGUGAGACAUUAGCAAUCGACCAUAAAUUGAACCCUGACCAUUGUAUUACCAUGCCGUCUCGCAGGAGGUUUGGGCUAGGAUGUAAUAUCUUCAUUUCAGAAGAAACAUCCAAAACAUAUUAAUUAUAUGAAUACAAUAUAAAGGUCAUAACAUAUAGAUUAUAGAUUCAGGACAUAAUCCAUAGGAUUUAAAAUUAAGUUAUAAGGCACUCAUGUUGCAAUGCUAAAUGAUAAUAUAUUUUGAAUUUAAAUCAUAACUCUUUUUUUUUUACCUGCUAUUGUGUAAUCAAUUUAUAUAGUAUUUUAUUUAUAUAAAUGUUAAUCAAAAUAUUUUUGUGAAUUUGCUGAUAUGGUUUGAAUGUUUUUUUUAGUUUUCCAAUGUAAUUCAAUAGUCUGGACUUAAAACAUUUUUAAGAAGAGUAUAGACCACUCAUAUUGUAUCUAAUAGUUAAAAAAAUAGAAUCCAUUCACCAUUUUGAUUCCUAUUGUCCAAAAGUUCACCUACGAUCAUUGACUUCACCACUCAGGAAUAUUUUAAACUGUCCAGUUCUGUCUCACAUAUUGUGUCUAAUUUAAAUUUCUAUAUUUCAGUGACAUCACCUACCUUAUACAACAUCACCUGCCUAUACAAUAACCAAUGUCUCUAUGAAUUUGAUUUUUUUUUUUCACUAAAUUUUGGAUUUUUAUUUUAACAAAUCACAAAGUCUGGAUUCUAGAUCUUCUUUUUGAGACUUUUUUUCUUGGAUAAGAGGAGACUUAGAGUUGACAAGGUCGUCUGCUGUUUUCUAUUCCUGUAAAUGCAAUAAUUGAAUAAAGUUCAACUGAACAUUUUUUCUCAGGUGACUUUCUUGUCUCAUAAACGCCAGGCUCUCAAUACAAAUAUUGUUGUGUGUUCUUUUUGUAUUACAUAGUAAUUCUAUAUUAUUUUAAAUCUGAUUUGUUCAAUUGUUUUCUAAAUAUAGAUGUGUGAUCUUCUCAGAAUCUAGAUGAUAUCGGCUUUAGUGUAUUGAUGUCAAUCAAUUGUUUGAUUUAAAUAGAGAUCUGAAUGUAGCCAUAUGUUUAACCUGUAACUGUAGAUAACUGUAUUUUUGUUUACCUUUAAAAGCAUGAAGUUAGACAUACUUUAAUUAUAUGAGUUUAAUUAUAUGAGUUUAAUUAUAUGAUCACAGUAGUUCAUAUAGUUUAAUUAUAUGAUCACAAAAGUUCAUAUAGUUUAAUUAUAUGAUCACAGUAGUUCAUAUGAUCAAUACUGGAUUUACCUAUAGGCAAUGUAAGCUACAGCUUAGGGCACUGCUUGCACCUAUAGGCAAUGUAAGCUAAAGCUUAGGGCCACUGCUUGCACCUAUAGGCAACGUAAGCUACAGGUUAGGGCCACUGCUUGCACCUAUAGGCAAUGUAAGCUACAGCUUAGGGCCACUGCUUGCACCUAUAGGCAACGUAAGCUACAGCUUAGGGCCACUGCUUGCUUGGGACACCCUAAAAAUUGUUACAGGGAUAUUUUCAAACCAUUUUGGAGAGAUAGUGAAUGAAGAAAAUGGCCUUACAAGGGACCCCAUAUCUAUAACAUUUGAGGGCAGUGUUUCCCAAACUUUUUCCUUAAUGGAACACUUCGCACAUUCUGAGUAUUUAGCGAAACACCUUGAUUAUUUUUUUUAGAGAGAUUAAUUCACGUGGUGGCCUACUAGUUAAUGAUGAAAGUGCAGAUAAUUUUUUUUACGAAGCUUAUAUCAACUCAUUGUGUCUGUUUGGAAUCACAUAGGUCAGUGAUUGUGCAACCCAUUCCCUCAUAUAACCUUUUAUUUUUAAAAGAGUAUUUUUUAUAUUUCAUUCAUUUUUAAAAUUGGAAUUUAGCACAAUUCAUGACUGGAUCAGUCACCUGUUAUUUCCCUUUAGAGCCAUGACUUUGUAGUUUUGAAUGUUUUUUUUUUUGUAUUCUUAAAAGAAGUUCAAUUUGUGUGCAUUCAGAAUUGUAUUGGGAUAGAACAGCUUCUUAUAUUGACUCUCUUGUAUGGCACUCUACAUAUUGAUCUAUUCAUUAACUUAAUCACAGGUAUUUACAGAAUUAUUGUGGACAUUGUACUGGAAAUAAAACUAUUUACAAAAUGA